This is a messenger RNA of Brassicogethes aeneus, 2844 nucleotides long. The record is from the annotation of a GenBank genome assembly. NCBI's taxonomy places the organism in Eukaryota, Metazoa, Arthropoda, Insecta, Coleoptera, Nitidulidae.
AGACAUUGUGGUUUCAAGUACUGUCUUAUCAGUAUUGUUCUAUUUCGUUGAAACUCGCAUACAAUUUAUUAUUAUGAAAAUCAUGUGACAAGAGUUUGUGAGACCAGCAGCUACGGGCAACGUUAGUAUUCUCAGUCAAGGUGCGUGUAAUCCACGGAUUUAACAUAAGCUGUUCAAUUGGAUAAGACUUAAAAAAUAGAAACAUGGGGGCCAUGUUUCGAAGUGAAGAGAUGGCCUUGGCCCAACUCUUCAUACAACCAGAAGCUGCCUAUUAUUCGGUUUCAGAAUUGGGAGAGACUGGAUGCGUGCAAUUUAGAGAUUUAAAUGAACAUAUAAAUGCAUUCCAAAAGAAAUUCGUAAACGAAGUAAGAAGAUGCGACGAAAUGGAAAGAAAAUUGCGUUACAUCGAAUCAGAAGUAAAAAAAGACAACGUAAACAUUCCCGAUGUAACCGAGUUACCAAAAGCUCCAAUUCCAAGAGAAAUUAUCAAUUUAGAAGCUCACUUAGAAAAAACCGAAGGAGACAUCAAGGAGCUCUCCGAAAGUGCUAUAAACUUGAAGGUAAACUAUCUAGACCUCACAGAGUUAAAACACGUUUUGGAGAAAACACAAACUUUCUUCAACGAGCAAGAGGAGGUAAACGGUAUGGAUACGAGCCACACCAGAGCUUUAAUCACUGAAGAUGCCCAAAACAUCUCCAUUAGAGGCAGGCUUGGCUUUAUCGCUGGGGUUAUCAGCAGAGAAAAAGUUCCGCCUUUCGAAAGAAUGUUGUGGAGAAUUUCCAGAGGAAAUGUAUUCUUGAGGCAAGCUGAAAUCGCUAAGCCCUUGGAAGACCCAAAUACAGGUAACGAAAUCUACAAGACCGUUUUUGUCGCAUUUUUUCAAGGCGACCAACUGAAAACAAGAAUAAAGAAAGUUUGUGCUGGUUUCCAUGCAUCUCUUUAUCCUUGCCCACAUACUCAGCAGGAACGCGAUGAAAUGCUCAAAGGAGUCAGGACACGUCUGGAGGAUCUUAACCUGGUACUUAAUCAAACCAGAGAUCACCGUCAAAGAGUCUUGGUGACUGUGGCAAAAGAGCUUCAAAACUGGAGCAUAAUGGUUAGCAAAAUGAAAGCAAUUUACCACACUUUAAACUUCUUCAACAUGGACGUAACCAAAAAGUGCCUUAUCGGUGAAUGCUGGGUACCAGCCGAGGACAUUCCAAUUGUACAGAAAGCUUUAUCCGAUGGAUCUAGCGCUUGUGGCAGUUCUAUUCCAUCAUUUUUGAAUAUCAUUGAUACCAACGAGAACCCACCAACAUUUAACAGAACCAAUAAGUUCACAAGAGGCUUCCAAAAUUUGAUUGACGCCUAUGGGGUGGCUUCCUAUAGAGAGGCUAAUCCAGCUUUGUAUACAAUUAUAUCAUUUCCAUUUUUGUUCGCUGUGAUGUUCGGGGACGUUGGCCACGCUCUCAUAAUGUUAAUGUUCGGAAUUUGGAUGAUAUCUUCUGAGAAAAAAAUCGCCGCACAGAAAGGCAAGAGCGAAAUUUUUUCCAUCUUUUUCGGCGGCAGGUACAUCAUACUACUCAUGGGAUUAUUUUCGUUGUACACUGGUUUCAUAUACAACGAUAUUUUCUCCAAGUCUAUGAACAUCUUCGGUUCCGGAUGGACUAAUUUUUCGAAUAUUAGAGAAGAAAGCAUUACAAACGGCGGGGAAAUGACAAGCAUUCUGGAUAUAGACCCCGACUUCCAAUACAAAGGGUAUCCGUAUCCCUUUGGAGUUGAUCCUAUUUGGCAGGUCGCCAAAAACAAGAUUAUCUUUUUAAAUUCGUUCAAAAUGAAGCUGUCCAUCAUUAUUGGCGUUACUCACAUGAUUUUUGGUGUCUGCAUGAGUACUGUUAACAUGGUGCAUUUCAAGAAAUACUCCAGCUUAUUCUUAGAAUUCCUGCCCCAAGUAAUCCUUCUGAUAUUCUUGUUCUUCUACAUGGUUGUCAUGAUGUUGAUGAAAUGGAUAAAAUACGAAUCGAACCACGCACUAGAUGACGAACACAUUAAAAUCGGUUCAUCUUGUGCACCAUCAGUAUUGAUUUACUUCAUCAACAUGAUGCUGAUGAAAGAAGACGAAAAGAACGGCGAGGAAUGUGAUGUACAUAUGUUUGAAUUCCAACCUAUUCUUCAGAAGAUUUUGGUAUUCGGAUCACUUAUCUGCAUACCAGUUAUGCUGCUAGGAAAACCACUGUACAUUCAAUUCACCAGAAAACGCAAACCCGAAGACGAAGAGAAACCACAGAAAAUCAAAACUAAUGGAGAUGUUAAUCAAGGAAUGGAGAUGGAUGAAGUUACAAAGGAGGAAUUGCCUCGUCCUUCAACCGGUGGGCAACAUCACGAAGAAGAAGAGGAACCAAUGAGUGAAAUUUAUAUUCAUCAAGCCAUUCAUACUAUUGAAUACGUAUUGAGUACAGUAUCCCAUACUGCUUCCUAUCUACGUUUAUGGGCUUUAUCACUUGCUCAUGCCCAGUUAUCUGAGGUAUUAUGGCAAAUGGUGUUACAAAAAUCCUUUAUCUUGAGCGGGUACAUCGGAGCUAUUUUCCUUUUCAUCAUAUUUGGCGCUUGGGCUGUUUUAACAGUCGCCAUUUUAGUAUUGAUGGAAGGUCUUUCGGCUUUCUUACAUACACUUCGUCUUCAUUGGGUGGAGUUUAUGAGCAAGUUUUACAGUGGUUUGGGUCAUUCAUUCCAACCAUUUUCAUUUAAGGUUCUUUUAGAUGAAGAAGAAGCAGAAAAUUAAUUUUGUUGAGCAAUAAAUUUGUUUUAUAGUUUUAAUAAUUUAGUGUACUAUAUUUUAAUUACAAUAAAAGUACCGCAAUUAC